UGGGUAAUCUAAUCACCUGGAUUACAAUUUAGAUUAGGCCUCAAGUCACAUCCCAUCAUAAUGUCAGGUAGUAAGAGUAUAAUGGAGCGUUUUCUGAAUUUGAAAAGAAAAUCACCACCACCCACAAGCAAUGAUCCUAGUCAUGAUGAAAGUCCAUCAAACGUUAGACGUACUAUACGCCCAUGUCCUUUGCCGGCCACUUCAACUCCAAGCAGGAUAGGAGGUAAAGUUAGAGCAGACCAGGUAGAUUUGGAUAAGCUACCCCACGAUCCAGCCGAUAGGAGGAGAAUAUCAGAAUAUAUAGGACCAAAGCUACAAGAUGAAGUAAGGCGGAGAUAUUUGAUUAGAGGUCCGCAUAGGCCACAACCUGGCUUCAAGUAUCCACAGAAGAGGAUAGGCAAUAUUUUACGCCGGUUUAAUCAUAAAUGGUUUGGAGACUAUCACUGGCUAGAGUACAGUGAGGAGAAGCAUGCUGCCUUUUGCUUACAUUGCUACUUGUUCAGAGAUUCCAUUGAAGGACAAGGAGGGAAUGACGCAUUUGUAGUUGACGGUUUUGAUUGUUGGAACAAGCCGGAAAGACUUCGUGACCAUGUGGGCAAAUCUCCUAAUAGUUUUCAUAAUACGACAGUCAAAAGAUGUGAUAAUUUGCUGAAACAUAACCAAUCAGUUGUUAUUGCUCUCGACAAGCAAAGCAAAGUCACUGAAAAGGAGUAUAUGAUUCGAUUGAACAAUUCCAUAAGUGCUGCUCGAUACUUGCUGCAUCAAGGUCUAGCAUUCCGUGGUCAUGAUGAAUCAGAAGAGUCUAAGAACAAAGGAAAUUUUCGAGAGUUAUCAAUUCUUUUGGCAGAGCAAAAUGAGAACACAAAGAGAGAACAAAUGGCUGUAGUUUUGCGGUAUGUCGACGAGUUCGGAGCAGUCCAAGAAAGACUUAUUGGUGUUGUUCAUGUGAAUGAGACAUCUGCUUCAUGUCUCAAAUCCGGCAUUGAUCAGUUGUUCAAGAAGUAUGGAUUGAACGUAAAACAAGUUCGAGGCCAAGGGUACGACGGGGCUAGCAACAUGAGAGUAGCUAAAAAGAAUGAUGAUGUUAGUGACUUCUUUGACAUGAUAGCCCUUCUGCUUAAUGUGGCCGGAGCUUCUUGUAAACGAAAAGACUUGAUUAGGGAGAGUCAGCAAGAAAGAGUGAAGAAAGGUAUUGGUUGUGGACAACUUAGUACUGGAACGGGAUUAAAUCAAGAGCUAUCACUUCAAAGAGCUGGAGACACUCGUUGGGGUUCUCACUAUAAAACUCUUCGGAGCAUACUUAACUUGUUCCCAGAUGUUAUUGAAGUACUCAAGUAUGUUGAAAAAGAUGGGCCAAGUGAUGCAAAGAAGCGUCAAGCUCGUGGUCUUUUAGAUUAUGUUACUGAUUUUGACUUCGUGUUUCAUCUACACUUGAUGUUUCUUAUCUUGGGACAUGCAAAUGCUUUAUCUCUAUCUUUACAGAGGAAAGAUAAGGACAUCUUGGAGGCUAUGGUAGAGGUGAAGUUAACCAAGCAAAAAUUUCAGAAAAUCAGAGAUGACGGUUGGGAGUCUCUAUUGGAGAGAACUCACUCAUUUUGUGAGCUGUAUGAUAUUCCUAAGUUGGAUAUGGAAGAAGAGUAUAUAGACCGGCAUAAACCAAGGAAAAAAACCAACCGCACUAACUAUCAGCACUACAGAUAUGAUUGCCUCAACCCUGUUAUUGACUUGCAGCUUGCAGAGUUCAAUGAUCGUUUUAAUGAAGUAAAUUCGAGCCUUCUUACCCGAAUGGCUGCAUUCUGUCCAAAAGAUUCCUUUGAAGCUUUCGAUGUUGAGAGCUUAGUUGAUUUGGCUAAGUCCUAUCCAGAUGAUUUUGAUUCUAUCCAGUUGAAGGAACUUGCUCAUGAGCUUCCUUUCUACAUUGAUAAUGUGCGAGCAGACGAAAGAUUUACAGGCCUGAAAACUAUUUCUGAACUUGGUAAGCUGAUGGUUAGUACAAAUAAGCAUCUUGCUUUUCCUUUGGUCUAUCAGCUCCUGAAGCUAGUAUUAGUGCUGCCUGUCGCAACUGCAUCAGUGGAGAGAUGUUUCUCUGGAAUGAAAAUAGUGAAGACUGUGCUACGUAAUCGCAUUGGUGAUGAUUUCAUGAACUACUGCAUCAUUUGUUUCUUGGAGCAAAGACUUCUAUAUUCAACUUCACGUAAGGAUGUAAUAGAUUACUUUUUGAAGAUGAAAGAACGUAGAGGUCAAGAAAAAUAGAGAGGUAACUACUUUUGUAAUCAGUUUUAGGAUACAUUCGCAACUAUUAUUAUUUUUAUU
Molecule: messenger RNA, 2313 nt
Organism: Triticum aestivum (bread wheat)
Lineage: Eukaryota; Viridiplantae; Streptophyta; Magnoliopsida; Poales; Poaceae
Exons: 4
Coding region: 61-2253 (730 amino acids)
Molecular function (GO): protein dimerization activity
Source: RefSeq, a predicted model, not a curated record